AUGACAUACAGAUAUUAUUCUAACAUCAUUAAACAUUAUUUCAUAGGGGCUAAAGGGACACUAGGAGAUAAAGGAAUGAUAGGACCAAAAGGAACACAAGGGGAUAAAGGAACACAGGGAGACAAAGGAAUGGUUGGACAGGAAGGAACACAAGGUGACAAAGGAAUAACAGGUCUAAAAGGAACUCAAGGAGACAAAGGAACCAAAGGAAUGAAAGGAGAGACAGGUUACAAAGGAAUGAAAGGAAUGCAGGGAAUGAAAGGUGUCAAAGGGAUGAAAGGAUCCAAAGGAACACAAGGAGACAAAGGUAUGACAGGAGGAAAAGGAACACAAGGAGAUAAGGGAACGACGGGAGAUAAAGGCACACUAGGUGACAAAGGAAUGACAGGAGGGAAAGGAACACAAGGAGACAAAGGAACCAAGGGAAUAAAGGGAGAGUCAGGAUUCAAAGGAAUAAAAGGAAUGCAGGGAAUGAAAGGCGUCAAAGGAAUGAAAGGAGAAAAAGGAACAAAUGGAGACAAGGGAAUGAUUGGUCAACCAGGAACACAAGGUGACAAAGGAACUAAAGGAAUGAAAGGCGAAACAGGUUACAAAGGAAUGAAAGGAAUGCAGGGAAUGAAAGGCGUCAAAGGUAUGAAAGGGUCUAAAGGAACACAAGGAGACAAAGGUAUGACAGGAGGAAAAGGAACACACGGAGAUAAGGGAACGACGGGAGAUAAAGGCACACUAGGUGACAAAGGAAUGACAGGAGGGAAGGGAACACAAGGAGAUAAAGGCAUAACUGGACAGAAAGGAACACAGGGAGAUAAAGGACUGACAGGAAUGAAAGGAACACAAGGGGAUAAAGGAACACAAGGAGACAAAGGCAUGAUAGGACAAGAUGGACCAAAAGGAGACAAAGGAAUGCCAGGUCUUAAAGGAACUCAAGGAGACAAAGGAACAAAAGGAAUGAAAGGAGAGACAGGUUACAAAGGAAUGAAAGGAAUGCAGGGAAUGAAAGGUGUUAAAGGAAUGAAAGGGUCUAAAGGAACAGAUGGAGAUAAAGGAACUGUAGGUGACAAGGGAACACAAGGAGAUAAAGGUGGAAAGGGGACACCUGGUUCGAAAGGAACGCAAGGGGAUAAAGGAACACAAGGAGAUAAAGGUUUGUACAGAUAUCUAAUUGACAUUGAUUGUACAAUAUCCUUAAACGUUUAUUUACCAAUAAUUCCAAUUUUUUAA
Mytilus trossulus (common blue mussel) is the source of this 1221-nucleotide messenger RNA. Its product is annotated as collagen alpha-2(IX) chain-like. NCBI's taxonomy places the organism in Eukaryota, Metazoa, Mollusca, Bivalvia, Mytilida, Mytilidae. The record is from RefSeq and is a predicted model, not a curated record. The coding region runs from base 1 to 1221 and encodes 406 amino acids. The transcript has a single exon.